CUUUGUGGACGAGCGCGGCGCCGCGCGCGCACUUCUCUCUAACACAUCGGCGCGAGCGCGGCUGCGCGCGGACUUCUGGAUUAUUCGCCUUUUCCAAUGGUUUUCAAUCCCAAACCGAUGCGGAGAGAUGGGUAAACUUCACUCCAAACAUGCUGCUGUUUGUAAGCCGAGGGAGAGCCCCGAAGGCGACAGCUUUGUAGUGAACGCCUGCUUGGCGAGGAGGGGACUCGACGACUGGAUCUUUAAACACAAAUACGAGCUGAGCGACUCCAAGGUCCAACAGGAGGGCCCGCAGAAAGCCACCUGCGCCCCCCUGUCUACACGAGAUGCCUUGGAUGAGGGGUGUGGAGAAGGGAUCAGCGAGGAACAUUAUCGUUUGGAAGUUGCACUGCCCCCAGAGAAGAUGGAUGGCUGCUGUGCCGAGGAGAAGAAUCGGGAGAAGCAGAGCCCCGUGCCCGGAGGGGCCAAGAAACAGCUUAAGUUUGAAGAACUGGAGUGUGCUGUGUCCCUGGAAGAUGAUAACCGACAGGAAUGGACGUUCACUCUGUAUGACUUUGACAACAGCGGAAAGGUCACCAGAGAGGACAUCACCAGCCUGCUGCACACCAUCUACGAGGUGGUGGACGCCUCUGUGAACCACUCGCCCAGCACCAGUAAAACACUGCGUGUCAAGCUGUCCGUGGCCCCAGACUCGAGCCAGGAAUGGAGGAGCCCUGUGCAACUAGCUACGGACAAUACCCACACCAGGCAGAAGACUGACAAGUGUAUCGAAGACCCUAAAAGCUCUGACAAGAAGUUGCGUGCUUCUCUCAGGCGACACUACAGCGAUCACCACGGCCAGCAGAGCUGCCAGCGCCACUGCGUGGAUGAGAACCUGGAGCGCAGGAACCACUACCUGGACCUGGCAGGCAUCGAAAACUACACAUCUCGUUUUGGUUCAGGCAAUGGGGAAGAACCCAUGAGAGCAGAACCCCAGGCCCGGCAAACCAAUCAGGCCAGAUCUCGUUCCCAUGAGCCAGAGAACGGACACUCCUACUUGCACCACCGCCGGUCACAGGCCUUGGAGAACCUGGGCCGUGGCCUUUCGGCCCUGGACACCCUUUGCCCCCGUUUGCGGGGCCAGGACCUGGGGAAACACGUCCUGCGCUCUCCCAAGACCCAUAGUAGGACCCCAGCCACACAGGCAGCGGUGAGGACGGUGAGGAGCCGAGCCACUCCUCCUGCACUGCUCUGCCAAAACCCCCUUCCUCAUCAGCCCUCUGUGGCCCAUAGGAGACACAAGCAACGAGCCAAAGGCACACAUCAGGUGUACCGGGCCCUUGGCUCCUUGGGGGUCCCAGGGUCAAUGCUGGAGAAGGAGCAGGUGCGAGAGCUACCCAGUGUCCUGCUCUACGAGGGCAGUCUAGGUGCUCAUGUGGUCCAGAGACAUGAGCACCACCACCAUCAUGAACACCAUCAUCACUAUCACCACUUCUACCAGUCUUGAUCCUCACAAAGUCUAACAUGUGGGUUUGAAGGUUUGCUGGUCCAAACUUGCCAAAACUUUGUGUAAAGGAAGAUGGAGAAGGGCAGCUCUGCUGGAGUGGGGCUGAAGGUCUUGGGCUGAGAACUGAACUCACCUGUCCUAGUGAGAAAGACUGUAGCGCAGUGGGGGUGGACGUGCUGGGACUAUCCCUGGGAUGCGGGUGGUUUAUGUGUCACAAGACCUGCUUGGGAUUCUUGGAGUCAGCAGGUUUUCCCCCUAUACUGUCACUUCUAUCGGUGGGUGCGUAAGAAAAUUCAGGGAGACAAGCUUGUCAAGUCUGGAGAGGAGCUUCACUGUUUUGCUCCGCAAGGAUUCAACUUUGGUCUCCUCCCUCUGGUUCUCUCUGUCUUGCUGACAGGCUAAACCCUGAAGAACCAUGCCCUAGCAGCCCACUGGGCUUUUCCUAUGGGGCUGUGAGGAGAUGCCAGAAGGGACUGAGCUCAAGACUGACGGAAGAUGGGCUCGCUCUGGGUGAAUGUGAGGGGUGGCAGUGGUUUCCUUGGAGUCACAGUUGACCGGUUUAAAGGCUCCAGUGCAUUUUGCUUUUUCUUUAUUUAGAAGGGAAAAAAAAAACCACUGUCAUACAUUAUUAGUCUGUUUUUCCAGAUUAGACUGGACACAGAGAAUAACUGAAAGACAGACUGAAAAACAGUAACUCAAAACGAAGAAUCCCAAAAAGAUGCUACCUCAUGUAUUAUGAUUAUUAUAAUUGUAAUUAUUGUUCAGAUGUUUUUAGCAAUGGAGUAUCCCACACUGAAACUGGACACUCCACAGUCAUGUAGCUUUGUGUUCAAUUGCUAUCUUGUUUGUUUAAAUAUAUCUGUCAAUUAUAGAAGCUUAAUGGGUGCUGUGACAUUUUAUAUCUAUGAUUUUAAUGUUCUACAUUUGUAUUUGUUUGUACUCACUCCUUUAACCUAGUUGUCACAAUGAGCUGCUUACGAAGACCACUUCACCACCAGAUUAAGUGAAACUGUACAUACUAUAGUUUUUAUAAUGCCUGAGUUACACCGUGGGAGCGUUAUUCACGAGACUGAGGCAAAAGUUAGAUUUUUCUCAGGUACUUUUCAGUUGUCAUUGUUUUAAACUGUGGUUUAAUAAGUUGGAAUGGAUGCAGUACAUGUAUCGUUCAGGAGUUGGCACCUGUGUUGGAUCCAGCUGAAGGGAAGACUUUGCGGCAGACUUCUGCAGUCUAAUGUAAAUGAAUGCCCAGGUUGAUUGAACUUACGGCGGCACGGUGACACGGCGAGUAGCGCUGCUGUCUCACAGUGCCUUGGUGGUGUGAGAGGAUGUGGGUUUGAUC
Molecule: messenger RNA, 2825 nt
Organism: Scleropages formosus (Asian bonytongue)
Lineage: Eukaryota; Metazoa; Chordata; Actinopteri; Osteoglossiformes; Osteoglossidae
Product: protein naked cuticle homolog 1-like
Exons: 10
Coding region: 128-1486 (452 amino acids)
Biological process (GO): negative regulation of Wnt signaling pathway
Cellular component (GO): cytoplasm
Molecular function (GO): calcium ion binding
Source: RefSeq, a predicted model, not a curated record